Molecule: messenger RNA, 1123 nt
Organism: Mytilus californianus (California mussel)
Lineage: Eukaryota; Metazoa; Mollusca; Bivalvia; Mytilida; Mytilidae
Product: 10 kDa heat shock protein, mitochondrial-like
Exons: 4
Coding region: 160-465 (101 amino acids)
Cellular component (GO): mitochondrial matrix
Molecular function (GO): protein-folding chaperone binding; protein folding chaperone; ATP binding
Source: RefSeq, a predicted model, not a curated record
CUUGACCAACACGUGGUUCCGGUAUUCUGGAGAAUUCUGUUGCCGGCACAUUUACAUCAGUUGACCUUGGUAGUUUUCUGUUGCGUAAACGGAUCAAGCAUUGUCAAGUAAAAAAGAUAUAGCUGGUCUAGUAAAUUUAGCUUCAACUACCGAAAUAAAAUGGCACGUGCUUUCAAGAAAUUUAUACCCAUGUUUGACAGAGUUCUGGUAGAGAGGUUUGCUCCAGAAAUGAAGACAAAAAGUGGCAUUAUGAUUCCAGAAAAGGCCCAGGGAAAAGUUCAACAGGCUACUGUAUUAGCAGUUGGCAGUGGAUCCAAAACAAAUAAGGGAGAAACAUUACCAAUGAAUGUGCAAGUAGGAGACAAGGUUUUAUUACCUGAAUAUGGUGGAACAAAAAUUGUGUUAGAAGAUGAGGAUUACUUCUUAUUUCAAGAAAAAGAUAUCAUUGGGAAGUUUGAAUCUUAACAGAAAGUCUAAAUUAGAAUGUCUUUCAUUUAGACUGUCCGGAACAGAAUAUACAAUUGCAGACCAUAUAUGUACCAAUAGACCAUAUAUGAAGUUGUGAUUAUUAACUAGUACCAGUGUACUCAAGUGUUCAAGGCUCAUUUAUUCAAUGAAUUAGUCACAAGCAUUUUUUUAAGUUGUGCAGAAAAAUAUUUUUGCAAUUUUUUGAUGAUUGUUUUUUGUGCAUUUUGUACUAGUUAUGAUGAAGAUUUAGAAAUCAAUAUUUUAGAGUUCUUCAGGAACACAAACGAAAAUAAUUUAAACAAUAAAAGUAUGGUAAAUUUCUUUUGAUUUAGGGAAAAGGUUAAUUUUGUGUUAUCUUUAUUUUUUUAUCCGGAAUUAAUAAUUCUUAAGACAUAAUUUUUCAAUUACUUUAAGCUGUUAGGAUUUUUUCCUAAAGCGAAUCAAAUAUAAGGACAUGCAAAUUUUAGUAGUAUCGAAAUUGUUUUUGUAAUAUAAUCUUUAUUUUUCAUAUACAUGGAAUACAUGUAGUGUGUGUGUGUGUGAAUGUAUAAAAGUUUAUUAUGUAUCAGAAAUAGUUAGAUUUAUUAUAUGAAUUCUUUUUUGUGAUGUAUUUUUAGCUGUUUUACUUCAAUUGAUAAAGAAAUGUUUCACACAG